Synchiropus splendidus (mandarinfish) is the source of this 3932-nucleotide messenger RNA. It is a transcript of the gene drc1, whose product is annotated as dynein regulatory complex subunit 1 homolog (Chlamydomonas). Gene Ontology annotation, biological process: cilium-dependent cell motility; axonemal dynein complex assembly; regulation of cilium movement. The coding region runs from base 42 to 1814 and encodes 590 amino acids. The transcript has 15 exons. Gene Ontology annotation, cellular component: axoneme; axonemal dynein complex. The record is from RefSeq and is a predicted model, not a curated record. Lineage: Eukaryota; Metazoa; Chordata; Actinopteri; Syngnathiformes; Callionymidae.
UUCUCGGAUUUCAACCAGUGAAAAAGAGCUUUUUAUUCAUCAUGGAGUCAACGUCGACCAACGUGGAUAAAACGGAAGAGAGAACGACCGUUUUGGAAGAGGUGGUGACAAAGAAAAGAGUUGUUCAGCUGAACACCUGCGUUGCUGGGGAGUCACGUGAUGCCCUACACGAAACAGGAAGUGAAGAGCCUUUCACCUAUGAAAAAGUAAACCAACUUCGUAGUGAGUUCCUGUCAUUUGUGAGCGACAUCCAAACCGCAGCUGAUGCUAGCGAGUCGUCUCGGAGGUCCAAGUUUGAGGAGGCCAGCAGAAAAAGACUGCAGAGACUAGAUGAAGACGUCCGAGCCAGUCAAGUCAAAUACGAGGAGAUCACAGAAGGCUGGACACUGGCUGCACAGAAGACCUUCCACUUGGACAUACAGGAAGCUCUGACCAGCCAGCAGCAGCUGUGUACAGCACUCAUGGAAGACAAGUGGAGACUCAUAAACGACCUGAAGGAGGAACUGAAGAGCGAGGACGAUCGCUUUGUGAAGGACUUGCGGAAGCAGUCGGAGGAGCUGGAACUGAUGUUGGAGAAGAUCAGAGCUCAAUUUGAAGCUCUGACAGAAGCCUACAGGGAGGAGCUGGAUCAGGCUGAGAAAACCUAUCAAGAGGAGCAUGAAAUCCUGCUGAGAGAGGACCAGACUCAGUGGCAGCAGCACCUAGAGGGACUUCUGGAGCAGCAGCAAGAGAGAGAGAAGGAGAAGAGGGGCUUGGUGGAGGAGUGUGAGGAGAAGCUGCACCUUCAGAUGCUGACCACUGACCAGUACAGCAAGACGGAACACAGGCGCAAGUAUCUGGAUCUGGAGCGAGAGCACCAGCAGCUGCAGGCCGACAGGAUGAUCGCAGAUGUGAGGCAGAUCAAGAUCAAGGACGACGCUGAGAUCCAGAAUGUGACUCAGGAGAAGAACAAAAUCAUGAGUUUGACGCAGGAGCGUAAGAGACUCCAGAGGGAUUGUGCAGACAAGGAGAAGCAGCUGCUGAGGAACCGCAGAGUUCUGGCGGAGGAGUAUGAGCGCCGCCUGCUGGAGCAAGAGAGUCUGAACAAGAAAAUCAGACUCUUUGCCUCGUCGCAUGCUAAGACCUACACUGAGAUGAAUCAGAUGCUCCAGGCUGAGACGGAUCUCCUGGCUGAGAAGCUGUCCUUCAUUGACUCCGUCAUCUCUCAGCACCCUCUGGGUCCCUCCCUGGACACCCCCCUGGCAGAGGCUCCUCUUGAGGCUCCUCAGAACGCCCCAGUGGUGACGGCUCCUUUAGCCACUCCAAGACCAGAUCCUCAGGUCCUCAGAAUCCACACAGGGAGGAAGGAGGAGGAGCUGGUGAUGAAGCUGAAGGAUCUGCUCCGAGAAGAGCCCCUGGAUCUCCAUGUUGAUGAUGAUGACUUGUUGGCUGAUUUCCUGUCUGAGUACACACAGCAGAUGGAGGGUGCUGACUCGCCUGCCAGCUUGACCUCUGACCUCUUUGAUCCUGAUCACGUCCUGCCAGCUCUGACAAGUUUCCUGAAGACUCGCAGGCCGCUGAGCUCCAGCAGCAGUGAUGAUGAUGAUGAUGAUGAUGAAGAUUACUGGAAGAGAAUGUCAAACAUGGUCUCUGAGGACAAACUCAAACUUUGGGCAGCAGCUGAGGAGACGGUCAAACUUCACUAUGGGGCGCUGAAGGAAAUCUCAGAUUUAACCUCAGAGACUGAAAGUCUGAAGCAGCAGAACGCCGAGCUGAGAUUGUUGUUGGAGCAGCCGCUCAUCCCUGCGGUCGACAAUGAUCGUCAUGAUUCAUAGACCACAGUGCUGGACGUCUCUUGACUGAAACACUGUGACAUCGACUAGAAGAUUGGUUCACAAAGCAGAAGAAACAAAACAACUAGAAAACUGUUUCCGGGACAGUUCACUGAAGCAGCUAGGACAGGGGAAGCAGAGGAAGCAGACAGGAGGAGGAAGAGAGCGCGGCGGCUACCGGCGCAUCAGGCCCCCAGCAUCUUCUUGACCAGGUAGCCGGGGAAGGAGUAGAGGAAGAGGCCCAGCAUGACCAGCAGCAGCGCCAGCCCCAGCAGCUUCAGGAUCAACCAGCGGUAGUUGUGCCAGAUAAAGUAGCGCAGGGACUUCAGAGGACCCAGAAACCACAUGAGACUGGUGUCCGGACGACUUUGGAAAGGGAGGGACGAAGAGAAGGAGACAGAUGGAAGUAAAACAGAGAAAGGGGGAGGAGAGGAGUCACAGAGGGGUGAGACAGAGGGAGACAGUUGAGGAGGAUGGCAGGAGGGAAACCAAGUGCAGAAGGCAGCAACUGAAUCAAAGCUUCUGAAGUUUCUGGAGGAAGGUUUCUCCGAGUCAUUCUGCUCAGCGGAGAUGGUUGGGGACUUACUUUGGCUUCUCCAAUGGAUCUGGCUCGUUCCGUCCCAGACCCACCGGGCUUUUCUCCGCCUCCUCUGCCGUCACCAGGUGAAGUUCAGCUUCGACUUUCCCCUGAAACAAGAUAUGAUUCUGGUGAUGAAGAAACGUCCGACCACAACAAAAACUGGACUUUUGAGUGGGAACAUCAUCAGACGAGGAGCCAUGUGGUCAUCUUACCGUGAGCUCCAUUUCGUCGUUUUCAUCGCGGGCCACGAACGGCCACCACCCUUUCACCCUCUUCUGCUUGAAGAUGGAGAUGGUCGGCAGCUCGUGCUCAUUCCGGAUCAUGUCGAUACUGCACUGCUUGGCUGUUUUCGCUCCUCGAGGGAACCGAUUCAGGUCCAGCUCAAUGGCCCCUGAGAUUAAAGUCAUAGGUUAGAGUGGCGUCUCCGGGGCCUCAUCAAACGGCGGUGGUCCUCACCCAGGAAGUCGUCAGCAGAGAAGUGGUCGGCGUCCCAAACCUGCAGGGUGAGUCGGGGAGGGAUCUUGUACUCUGUCUCGUCCCAGGAGAACAUGGACUCCUUCUUGGAGAUGACUAUCUUCUCCUCGGCCAUCAGGUAGUCAAAGGGGUAGACGAAGCGCCAGUUGAAGUUUCCCUCUCCGGUCAGCGAGUGGUAGUGCACGUCGGUGUCCUGCCUGUCCUCCUGCUGUCCCUUCAGCCACCUGGGGGGCGUCACACAAGCUCCAGUAAGGGUCACUCAACUCGAACAGGACACAGCAACAUUGACCUUUAGGAUCAUAGUUGGGCGUGAAUUUGGUUUUUGCCACUAAUGUGGGGAACGUCUAGUUCCCCGGUUGUUUGUCACCAGAUUAGAAUGAAGACAUCCUAGAUCUUAAAAUCUCUGUGAGCAAGAGAGAUGAUGCUAAUAGGUCAAAAUCAAAACCGAUAACUGCGAGACUCCAACAGCCAGUCCGUUCAAAUCAUCGAAUCUGAUUCGCUGUUGGAGCCUCGCGCUUCGUCUCAAGCCAUGCAGACACAGAACUAGCAGGGUGCACCAGCAAACCAGGAAGUCAGUGAUAGAAUGCCUGUGUUGUGAUGGAGACAAAAAUCAGGUCAAAAUAAACGCCUUUGAAGAAGCUGGAGCUCAGAAAAAGAAGUCAGAUCAAGCAGGCAUGCUGAGAAAAAUGCUACGGGCUGAAAUAAAAGGAGAAGAUGGAACUUUACAGGCAUGAAAUCUGGAGGGACUUCUGUUUGAUUUGACGGUGUCGGAGAAGCAAAACACAGCGGAGCCUGAAAACCUUCAACAGGGUUUUCUGUUAUCAGCGUUGGGCGAGCAAACUUUUUAAAAAGUUAUGAGUCAUGUCUCGUGGGCAGAGCAGUUAUGGAUGGGAUUUCAUUUCAUUACUCUUUUCAGUCAGAAAAUGGUGUGAAUCUGGUUUUCCUGCGGCGACGAGCUUCUUCUGUUGUGGUGUUAGUGUCGUGCUUCAUGCAGGCAACAUCAGUGAGUAGAUGUGUCAAUUGAAAGAGUCAAACUUGAGCGCAGCACCAAACCACAGUCUUUUUUU